GUUGAAAAACACACAUGUGAAUCCACAAAAUCUCAACUCAAAGAAAAAUUCUCCAAUCAAUUAACUCUCACAAAGGACAUAUCUUCACUUUACCUACCAAAAACCAAAAACCUUGAUUUUUUAAUUUUUACAUCAUAACAACUAAUAAUAAUGAUAAUACAACACCAUGACCAAGUCCAUACUUCUUCUGAACUCCCUCCCAAAAAUCUCUCAUUUACAGUUUCCUCAAAUCUCUCCCACAAAAAUCUCAUCUUUUAAGGUUUCAACAACAUUCAUGGGUCUUCUUCUUCUUCAACAAGAAUUCAACUUUUGUCAAUUCCACUCUGAAAAAUCCAAUCUUUAAUGGAGAUUCAACGACCAGUUAUCAAUCUCAUGGUUCUUCACUCACAACACGAUAAAAGUGACAACCUUUCCCGACGAGAAUCUCUCGCCGGUAAAUCCAAAUGGAGAAUCUCAUUAUCCCGUUCUUCUUCAUCUUCUUCAUCAAACAAUUCUCCGACCAAAACAGAGAUUCCGGCAGAGUUUCUCUGUCCGAUCUCAGGUUCUUUAAUGUCUGAUCCAAUCAUCGUCUCUUCUGGUCACUCCUACGAAAGAGCUUGCGUCAUCGCUUCAAAAACCCUAGGCUUUACACCAAAUCCACCGCCGGAUUUCUCCACCGUCAUACCAAAUCUCGCUUUAAAAUCCGCAAUUCUCAGUUGGUGUGAACGACGGUGUUUUCCACCGCCAAAGCCACUCGAUUCCGCCGCCGCGGAGAAGCUUAUACUCACAUUAAUGGAGAAAACACCACAAAGAAAAGUCUCAGUUUCAGAGAAGGAACUUAUCAAAGCAAUCAGAGAUAAACCAUCAGUGAGACUUAACCACGCUGCGACGGAGCUUGACCGGAGACCUAACUACUUCAAUUCAAGCUCCGACGAGUCAAUAGCUUCUUCAAGCCGUACACUACAAUUAACAACUAAACCUAGUUGCUUCUCUUCACCUUCAUCUGGAGAAAUCGAAUCUUUAGAACCAAACCUAACUCCAGAAGAAGAAGCUUUACUAACAAAGCUAAAGAGUAAUCGAAUCUCAGAGAUUGAAGAAGCUUUGAUUUCGAUUCGACGCGUUACAAGAAUCGAUGAAAGUUCAAGAAUUAGUUUAUGUACAACGAGACUAAUCUCUGCACUUAAGUCACUGAUUGUUUCAAGAUACGUGACGGUUCAGGUUAAUGUCACGGCGGUUCUUGUCAACUUGUCUUUGGAGAAAUCUAAUAAAGUUAAGAUCGUACGGUCAGGAAUCGUUCCUCCGUUGAUCGACGUUUUGAAAUGCGGUUCCGUUGAAGCGCAGGAACAUUCCGCCGGAGUUAUCUUCAGUUUAGCUCUUGAAGAUGAAAACAAGACGGCGAUUGGUGUUCUCGGAGGUUUAGAGCCGUUGCUUCAUUUGAUCCGAGUUGGUACUGAGUUGACUCGUCAUGACUCGGCUUUAGCUUUGUAUCAUCUUUCGCUUGUACAGAGUAAUAGAGGGAAGCUAGUUAAGCUUGGAGCUGUUCAGAUGCUUUUGAACAUGGUGAAGUUAGGACAGAUGAUUGGUCGUGUUUUGUUGAUUCUUUGUAAUAUGGCUUCGUGUCCGGUGAGUAGACCAGCUUUGCUUGACUCGGGUGGUGUUGAAUGUAUGGUUGGGGUUUUGAGAGGAGAUAGAGAGGUUAAUGAGUCGACUCGGGAGAGCUGUGUUGCGGUUUUGUAUGAGUUGAGUCAUGACGGUGGUUUGAGGUUUAAGGGGUUGGCUAUGGCGGCGAAUGCGGUGGAGGAGUUGGUGAAAGUGGAGAGGAGUGGGAGAGAAAGAGCUAAGCAGAAGGCGAGAAGAGUUUUGGAAGUGUUGAGAGCUAAAAUGGAAGAUGAUGAUUCGCCGGAGAAUGAGGAGAUUGAUUGGGAAGAGUUGCUUAAUUCCGGUGAUGUUAGUCGGAGCCGGUUUAGAAUCGGUGGUGAGAAAUCGUGUGUUAACUCGGCCGAGUUUUGACGUGUCUUUUUUUAACUCGUUAUUUUUUUUAAAAAAUUUUAAUUGUGGGUUUUGGGACUUUUUCUUUUUUCUUUUUUACUUUCUAAAUAAUAGAGUUGGGGUUUGUAAUUAGUUGGAGAUGAGGUUUUUUAUUUUGUGAAUUUUUAUGUUGGUGGAUUCUUGAAUUUUCUGGCAAUUUGGGUGGCUUUUCUUUUUGUUAA
Messenger RNA from Arabidopsis lyrata subsp. lyrata, 2189 nucleotides. RefSeq names its product U-box domain-containing protein 40. Bases 343 to 1989 code for a protein of 548 amino acids. NCBI's taxonomy places the organism in Eukaryota, Viridiplantae, Streptophyta, Magnoliopsida, Brassicales, Brassicaceae. Gene Ontology annotation, biological process: protein ubiquitination. Gene Ontology annotation, molecular function: protein binding; ubiquitin-protein transferase activity. The record is from RefSeq and is a predicted model, not a curated record. The transcript has a single exon. Gene Ontology annotation, cellular component: cytoplasm; nucleus.